Messenger RNA from Vicia faba (fava bean), 807 nucleotides. The record is from the annotation of a GenBank genome assembly. NCBI's taxonomy places the organism in Eukaryota, Viridiplantae, Streptophyta, Magnoliopsida, Fabales, Fabaceae.
AUGACUCGUUCUGAAACCAAGCUGCUGCUGCAGCUAUUCAAUUAUGCAAAUCACACUUCAAAAUCAAUGAAGUCAGGUGUUAUUGACGGCGCAUUAGGGUUUCUUAAUGCAGUAAAAGUUGCAUUUCAAAAUAACAUUCAAAAGUAUGAUCAGUUUUUAAAAGUCCUAAGAGAUUUCAGUGCUAAAAGAAUUUAUAUAAGUCGUGUCAAAUCAAAAUUGAAGAUGUUGUUUAAAGGGCAUAAAUAUUUAAUUCUGGAAUUCAACUCUUUCGUGCCGAAGAAACAUCAAAUCAAACUACUUUCAUUAGAUAAUGGUGAACUUGCUGAACUUCCUUGGGAUGUGCUUGAUAUCAUUUGCGAAAAACUAGAUUUUGACGACCUCUUUUCGUUUCCUGGUGUUUGCAAGAACUGGUGGACUUUCCAUAAAUCAAAUUUCUUGUCAUCCCAAGAACCAUUGCUUGUUCGUUUGACUGGUUAUCAUACCCACUCAUAUUCCUUUAUUAGCAUACACAAUAAAAAAGUUUAUGAUUUGAAGAUGAUGAAUUGCUUCCAGCACCCCAAAUGUGUCUAUGUUGGAGUUUCCAGCGGAUUUUUCAUCUUCGCCCGUGAAAAUAAUUCAUUUGUGCUAUUCAAUCCAUUUAGAAGAAAAGAAUUGGUAAUCCAUGCUACUUUUACGGUUAAUCAUAUGACAAUUUAUCAGUACCAAGCCUUGCUUGCUUUUGAGAAAUGCUCCGAGGAAUAUGUCUUGGUUCUUUUAUGCAAAGAGUCUAGCCGUUUGUAUGCCUAUCAAUCUCGAUACUCUCGUUAG